This is a messenger RNA of Selaginella moellendorffii, 497 nucleotides long. RefSeq lists its product as uncharacterized. Bases 13 to 384 code for a protein of 123 amino acids. The transcript is spliced from 2 exons. The record is from RefSeq and is a predicted model, not a curated record. Lineage: Eukaryota; Viridiplantae; Streptophyta; Lycopodiopsida; Selaginellales; Selaginellaceae.
UUUCUCUAUGGAAUGGCAUCAUGCUGGAGCUCUUCUCGCCAGGAUGGAGGAACCAUCUUCAUAUUCCGGCCGGAAAAGAAUCCGGGAAGCCUCGACAAAAGAGGGAGUGGCGUUGAGCAUUCCAGCUCUCCUCUCGGCGCUCAAGAGACGCUGCGGCAUCGUCGGACACUUACGUUGCAAACUCGCUCGUUUCCAUGUAUGCCAAGUGUGGGAGCAUGGUUGAUGCUCGAAAGAUUUUCGAAACCAAUCCUCGCAAGAGCGUCGUCUCGUGGAACGCUCUCAUACUUGGGUACGCCGAGAAUGGCGAUGCCAAGCAAGCUCUCGAUCUCUUCACGCAAAUGGAAAGCUCGGGCCUGGAGAGAUCCUGUCGCCCAAACCGAGUGACUUAUCUCGCAGCUCUCAAGGCCUGUGCCAACCUCGCGUCGAGAGAGCGAGGAAAAUCCACCGAGUGUUUGGAGAUUGGACGAAGAAUCCACUCCCAGCUCGUCGAAUCCGGA